This is a messenger RNA of Closterium sp. NIES-65, 2433 nucleotides long. The record is from the annotation of a GenBank genome assembly. Lineage: Eukaryota; Viridiplantae; Streptophyta; Zygnematophyceae; Desmidiales; Closteriaceae.
AUGGGCGACCCCGUUAAACUCGACGCGUUCCUGUCCGGCGAGUUCGACCGGCUGGACGUGCACGCACGUGGCAGGCUCUCAUUGGCUGAGAUUGAACCGGCGCUGCUGCGCUUGGCGGAGAUCCAGGGGCUCAUUCUCCAGGUUUCCCUGCCGCGGCUGCUGAAGCGCAGCAUCGCGCUGAGUGAACUAUUUAACAACGCGGACGAGGUUGACGCGUUUAUAGAUGCGCUGUGGACUCACCUUACAGCACUCCCUCUACCCCCCCCUGCCUGCACCCCUUUUCCGCCCGCAGAGGAUCCUCUACCGCGGCUACUGGAGGGUAGCACCGCGCUGAGGGAACUAUUUAACGACGCGGACGAGGUGGACGAGUUUAUAGACGCGCUGUGGACGCGCAUGGACCUGGAUGGUGACGGCACCGUGACCAUGCACGAGAUUCGCCCCAUGCUGCCUGCGCUUGGGCUCUUUCCCCAACCCCUGCCCAUCUCCACCGGUGGGUUGCCCCUGCGCAGAUGUGUGCGUUGGCGUGAGCAGGAGGAUGAGAUCCUGACAGAGCUGCUGCAGACAUACGCGGGAUGGGGAGGGGCGGAGGGGGAGAACGGGGCAGAGGAAGGUGGGGUGGAGGAGGGGGAGAGUGAUUCAGCUGGAGGGGCCUUAGAGGCUUUCGGAAAUGGCAGCAGAGGCUUAGAGGGCAGCAGCAGCAACGGUGGUGAUGAUGGCGGUGGUGGUGGCGGUGGUGGAGCAGGAGAAGGAGCAGUGGAUUUCAGCAUGGGGCUAUCGAAGGUGCAGUUCAUGUGGCUGGUGGCGGAUAUUCUCUUCACUGUGGCACAGGGGCUCGAGGACGACCCACUGUACCUGCCUGCCAACAUGACCAUUCUCAACCGCCCCUUCCUGCUCAAGAUUCUCUCGGACGAGGCCUUCUUCCACCGCCUCACGGACCGCAUGUUCCUCACAUGGGACGAAACCGAUCGCGGCAUGCUCUCGCGCUCCGAGGUUGUAGCCGGCUUCUACUCCCUGGGGGUCGCCUACGGGCUCCCUGCAGUCACCUCGCGGGAGGAAGCCGAUAGCAUCUACCUCUCGCUCUUCCUCACAGCCGACUGCGACACAAGUGGGUUUGUGGACCGGGAGGAGUUUCAGUCGCUCAUGCAUUCUAUCUUUCUGGGGGCAGCACUGCAGCUGCAGGCCACACGGUUACCGCCACAGCCGCUGCCGUCGCCGUUAGCUCCGGUGGGAGCUGGUCCUUCUGGGACCUCCUCCUCGUUCUCUUCCUUGUCUUUUUUCCGCCCGUUCUCCUUGUCCCUCCCCUCCAUCCCAUUCUCCGCUGCCCUUCCCUGGGGGGACUGUGCUGACAGCAGCACCACAGCUUUUCACAGCAGGGGCAGCAGCAGCAGCAGCAGGGGAACUGGUGCUGAUCCUGCUGCUGCUGCUACAGUGGCGGAUCUGCCGACCCUGACCGGCUUCAAGCUCUUUGACGGGCGGCGCGUGCGCAAGAUGGUGCGGGCGGACGGCGGGGCUUGUCUUGACGUGUGGCUGAACAGUGCCUUUGAGGAACUCGUUACAAGCACAUCGGAUAGUGGAGAUGGAGCAGGAAGGGGGGAAUGGAAGCACGUGAGAGUGUCGGGGUCGAGGAGUGGAGAGGCGGAGGGGAUUGAUGUGGAGGGGCUCUCACUCGACAGCCCUGGUGGGGGCAGAACCGAUGGGCAGAUUAGUGAGGGUGGAAAAGGAGAGAAAGGGGAGAGUGGGGCAGGAGUGAGAGGAGAGCGAGAGAGAGAGGAAGGGUUCUCUGAGGGGCGUCGCAAUGGGGGUGGAAAGAAGGUCUCAUGGGGCGAUGCUCUAGGAAAUGGUCUGGAAGCGUCUGAUGCAGAUAAGGAGGAUGUUAGCCGCCCGACAGACAGGCCCGUGGUGACGUGGGCGGCGUUGGAGCGGAAGCUAGUGCAGCAGCUGCAGACGCUGGGGAUGCCGGGGGAGGGCGUAUCUGAGGACUGGGAGCGGAUGGUGCAUGAUAUGGUUGCUAGAGAGAGAAUGAAGAGCGGUGAGGAGGAGAUGGGAGGGAGAGGCGGGGAGGCGGAAGGCGAGGAGAAGGGCGGGGGUGACGGGGAGGAGGAGGAGGAGGGGGGUGAGGAGGAGGAGGAGAGGAGGAGAGAGGCGGUAUGGCUAGAUAGGGAAGAGUUUGUUGCGGUGAUGGCAAGACUUUUGAAGCAAGUCGGGCAGACGCUGCAAGACACGCCUCUUCUGCUGCGCUCACUCGAUGGGACUCUCAUAAGGGCGUUCCUGCAGCACCCUUCCCGCCUCUCCGCUGCCAUCCGCAGCACCUUCCAGGCACUAGACAACAAGGGAUGGGGCGGCAUGCCUGCCGCCCGCCUCGUUCCUGCGUUGCGUGUGAUUGGCUUGUCUGCAGGACUGCCGUGCCGAGGAGGUGAGUGGAGUGUAGAUUGA